Molecule: messenger RNA, 3918 nt
Organism: Lepisosteus oculatus (spotted gar)
Lineage: Eukaryota; Metazoa; Chordata; Actinopteri; Semionotiformes; Lepisosteidae
Gene: kctd9a
Product: potassium channel tetramerization domain containing 9a
Biological process (GO): protein homooligomerization
Molecular function (GO): protein binding
Source: RefSeq, a predicted model, not a curated record
UUCGUGAUUGGGCGAUGGCGGAGUGAUGAGCUUUAAGCAUGGUAGUCUGUCUUCUGUGAAAAUUUCCACUUCUUUCAUAGGCAGUUUUUUAUAAAGUUGUGUUUUGUGUAAAUAUUUAUUAUAGUUUUGUAACUAAUAUCUUAAGCUACAUACAAAGAAUGAGGAGAGUGACUCUCUUUGUAAAUGGAACUUCCAAAAACGGCAAGGUAGUAGCAGUGUAUGGAACUUUGGCAGACCUGCUGUCUGUGGCGAGCAACAAGCUGGGAAUCAAGGCUUCUUGUCUCUACAAUGGGAAAGGGGGGCUCAUUGAUGACAUUGCUCUCAUCAGGGACGAUGAUGUGUUGUAUGUUUCUGAAGGAGACUCUUUUGUAGAUCCCCAGAAUGAAGAGAGAAGUUCAGAUGAGCUCUCAGGUGCCCACACCGACUGGUUAACGCUAAACAUUGGGGGACGGUGUUUCACAACUACACGGAGCACCCUGGUUAGCAAGGAGCCUGAGAGCAUGCUGGCACACAUGUUCAAAGACAAGGACGUGUGGGGUAAUAAACAGGACGAGAGGGGGGCAUACCUGAUAGACCGCAGCCCGGAAUACUUUGAGCCCAUCCUCAAUUACCUGCGGCACGGCCAGCUCAUCGUCAAUGAGGGCAUCAACCUGCUGGGUGUGCUGGAAGAGGCCCGGUUCUUUGGAAUUGAACAGCUUGCUGAGCAGCUGGAGGUAGUCAUAAAGAAUUCCCAGCCGCCAGAAGAUCACUCUCCCAUCUCGCGCAAGGAGUUUGUACGCUUCCUGCUGGCCACGCCCACCAAGUCAGAGCUGCGCUGCCAGGGUUUAAACUUCAGUGGAGCUGACUUUUCCCGUCUUGACUUGCGUUACAUCAAUUUCAAGAUGGCUAACUUGAGUCGCUGCAACCUCACUCACGCCAACCUGUGCUGCGCCAACCUGGAGAGAGCGGACCUGUCUGGAGCUAACCUGGAUGGCGCAAACCUUCAGGGUGUGAAGAUGCUGUGCUCCAAUGCUGAAGGGGCGUCUCUCAAGGGCUGCAAUUUUGAAGACCCCUCAGGCUUGAAGGCUAAUCUGGAAGGCGCCAAUCUGAAAGGGGUGGACAUGGAGGGCAGUCAGAUGACGGGUAUCAACCUGCGAGUCGCCACGCUGAAGAAUGCCAAGCUCAAGAACUGCAACCUGCGCGGUGCCACACUGGCAGGCACGGAUCUGGAGAACUGUGACCUGUCUGGCUGUGACCUUCAAGAAGCCAACUUGAGAGGGUCCAAUGUGAAGGGUGCUAUCUUUGAGGAGAUGUUAACUCCAUUGCAUAUGUCGCAAAGUGUCAGAUAACCUCUCUUGCACUUGCAGAUUCCAUAAGGGCAAGCUGGCCGAAGGGAGAGUCUCUUCUGACAUGCCUCAAUGCUAGACAACCAAUCUUGGCCCCCCUUCUCACAUGCCUCUCCUAUCAAUAAGGCAGUCAGUCCUAAUGUCCCUUCCAACGUACACCCUAGACACGUACUCAGUCAACUUUAUAUGCAGCUUUGGCAGUUCAGCCAAUGUAUUAGCUUUACGUCCUCACCCUAGGACAUGUAAUCAGAUCCAGUGCACUCUUCACUCUUUCACAUCAGUGUUUAAGAGCUUUGAUAGGUGGUGCUGUUAUUCUUAUUUAAAAACCACAGUGCCCUAUAUAUAGUGCUGUAGAUGCUUGGGGUAUUAAAUGCAGAAGUCUUUUCAGGCUGUUUGUAGUCUUUAGUUGAUAGAUCUGGGAUCAUACUAGUUUGGUGCAUAUUCUAAUAUUCCUGCACAUCAAGAACAUCUGGACCGAACUUAGCUGUCGGUCCCACGGCUCUAAAUAUUACAUUUUAGACUACAGUUAAAACACCAUAUUAAAUGCAAGCAUGAUGUGGCAGUGUAAUUAUGUAGACAGCUCGUUUAUAAUUUCUUGAAGGCAUAGAUGCAUCUUAGGACACAGCUGUUAAUUGCACUAAAAUGUACAUUAAUGUGCCAGGUCUUUCUUUUAAGCCACCAUAAAACUCUUUAAGAGUUCAUCAAUGAAAUGCAACAGCCACUUUUUGAUACCUUCUAUAGACUGAAGACAAACAAGAAAUAAUCUUAUUUAAUAAAAUAAGGAUUGCGGGUUUAAUUACAAAUGCAGGGGUUUCGAAUGCAUAAGCACCAAAAGUUUUGAAAGCUGUUUUCUCUGCAGUCUUUGAGAUUGGAUAGUGUGCAGGUCUGCAAUGAAGUUGUGUUUCAUGUGUUAAAGAGGUGUAGGCUACGUAGAGCAUUCAGGGGACCUUGGGACAUAGGCCACACUAAGGAAAUGGUAACUUCAGUGCCUAGCGUGGGAGUUUCAUUCACCUUUUGUUGGACCUCAGUGCUCUAUUCUCUUGUUACGUUGUGCGUAAUAAAGAGGUACUUCAUAUGAAUAACGUAGGUUUGGAGUUUCAGGUGUUCAUUUCAGGGUGGUCUUUUUUGCAUGGUCUUAUUAUCAGACUGUGUGGUGUCGAGUUAUGAUUGUUUUUCCGUGGUCUGUAUUAGUUCCUGAUCUGAAUCCCACUGCUCCCAAUCAAAAGUGAGCAACUGUUAGGGAAGAAACAUGGAAGUUGGUUCAAAAGGAUGGAAGCGGGGUUGGCGUCUCUAUGUCCAGUUCAUCCUUUUUGUUUGUGCAACUGAAUUAUACCCAGCAGAAAAAAAAAAGGUGACAUGGAAUUCAAAAAUGAGGGUGAGAAUGGCAAAUGACAUGCAUUGGGAGUACUGGAGAUACAGGUGUGAUAACUAGUAAAACCUGGAGACAUACUGUAAGUGGUACAGAAAAAAAGGGAACCAAAUAUUCUGACUGUUAAUAUAAUAAGUAUGUUCUUAACCAAAUUCAAGGUGGAUAAUUGUGAAAACAGUACUCCCUGGAUCAGUAGAAAAAUUAGUUUCUUGGUUAGACUUUUUUUGCAAAGUUGUCACUAAGAUGUGAUUUUCAUCUUUUAUUUAUAAUUGAAGGUAAAUCUAAACCAUUAUUUUCUCAUAAUGUUAUCCUGUAACAUUAACCCAUUUUAAAAUGUAAGCUGGGAGCUCCUUAUUUCUUAUGGUGCAUAUCCGUCUUUGUGUUGUGUUCAGAUCAAGUGCUUCCCAAAUAGUGCGGGCUGUUCUUGAGCAGUCUCCUGGUGCUGUCAUUCACUGCUGCUCCGUUUCGCACCCAGUGCCCAGCGAUGUCCUGUACAGCAAAUGCUCUGACAGAGACUAGCAAAAACUUGUUUUGCAGUUUUUAGAACUUCAGAUUUAAAAGUAGCCCAGUACAAUGUUACCCAAUCCAUGAUCUUAAUCGUUAAAGGAAAAUUGAGUUCAUAUUUUUGAGGGUAGUGUAUAUUUUACAAGAAUGCAAUAGUAGUCAUCUCUAACAUAAAAUAUCAAAAACAGUUAUUUCCUUUGUUCACUCAAAUAGAAUGAAAACAUCUCAGUCAGUGUGGGUUCAAAAUUUCCUUUGCUGCCCAUUUCUCUCCUUCUUUAAAAACAGCGCAUAUUCAAAACCCCCUCAUUGAUUAAAAUAGUUUAAUUUAAGAGACUGGGAAUUUUCUUUUUCUUGCAAAACAAGGUCAUGUUUCAGACUCAGUAGCUGACUAUAUACUUUUUAGAGUAGAGUCAGUCAUUUCCCAAGGUUCCUGGGUUUGUAAUGAAGGCAAUCAUAAUAGAUUUUAGAGCAUUAUUUUUAGAGGAAAGGUCUGUAUUGUCAGCAUAUCAAAGCCCUGCGAAUAAAGGGUGAAGGUUAUUUAUUUUAAUAUAUCGAACUAUAUAUUUAAGUAUUACAGGGUGGAUGGAAAUUGCUUUUUAUGAAGUCUGGGUGACUAGAUACCUCCACGGUGUCUCGCCCAGUUCUGUCACCUUUGCACUCAGCCACAGAAUUGUAUUAUCUUGAAUGGACUGUUUCAUAAAGUUAUAUAAAUGGAAAUAA